CAGGAAACUGUACAGCGGCGCGCCAAUGAGAAAACAUGAAUCCAAGAGAAAACGGAUGUGACAUCAGGUUUCACCCGGAAGUGGUUAGAAUCCACACAGCGCUACAAGGGUGUUAAAAGAGCAGUGAGGUCAGCUUUCUUGGCAUAAUGGGUCGUCACUUCGGAGAUUUGGCCAAGAUAAGGCAUGUGAUCACCUACAGUAUUUCUCCCUUUGAGCAGAGGGCUUUCCCCAACUACUUUUCUAAGGGAAUCCCAAAUGUGUGGAGACGAUUCACAACAUCUGUAUUCAAGGUUGCACCACCCAUGGUUCUGAUGUACCUGACCUACACAUGGGGCAAUCGUGUUCAUGAACAGAGCAAAAGAAAGAAUCUUGCAGACUAUGAAAAUGACCAGUGAUAUCACUCAGCUGAAGAUCCUUGUGUAACAAAAGAAAAUAUUUAAGUAGAAAAAAGAAAAGAAAAAGGAUUUCUGACUUGUUGCCACUUUGAUUCAGUUUAAUAAAGUACCUUAAUAUGACACAUCA
Molecule: messenger RNA, 522 nt
Organism: Carassius auratus (goldfish)
Lineage: Eukaryota; Metazoa; Chordata; Actinopteri; Cypriniformes; Cyprinidae
Product: cytochrome b-c1 complex subunit 8-like
Exons: 3
Coding region: 147-395 (82 amino acids)
Biological process (GO): mitochondrial electron transport, ubiquinol to cytochrome c
Cellular component (GO): respiratory chain complex III
Source: RefSeq, a predicted model, not a curated record